Molecule: messenger RNA, 492 nt
Organism: Aspergillus niger
Lineage: Eukaryota; Fungi; Ascomycota; Eurotiomycetes; Eurotiales; Aspergillaceae
Exons: 4
Coding region: 1-492 (163 amino acids)
Source: RefSeq, a predicted model, not a curated record
AUGCUUCCUCGGCCGUCGCCGCCAGUGCCCGAUAAAAGUCUUGCGUCAUGUGCUCCCGCUGCUUCCGAGAGGAUCAUGCAUAGCGCCGCCCUUGAUUUGCACAACGUAUGUAUAGUAUGUAAAGUCAAGGUUCAGUAUCAUAGUGUCUCACUACCGACCCACUGUAUCCAGUCUGUCGGUACUGCUGGCCGUGAAGGCAUCGACAGACUGACAUUUCAGUUCUGUCUCUUUCUGUGUCUGCAUGAUGCAAUCCUCAGGCACACUACCUACGGAUCCUGCCCGUGCAUACAAGCUCACUUCUUGACACAAGGCUUGGUUGCUGUGGUAGCCUCAUGGAUUACCUUACAAGUCAUCGCUGAAAGCUCUCUGCCUCAGACAGAGAGAGAGAGAGAAAAUAGAGGAAAGUGGUCUUUUGCUUACUGCCUCACAAAUCGUUUGUGCUCCGACUUGAGCAGCAAUGGUGCAGUGAGAAGAACGUCUGUAUUUCUUUAA